Messenger RNA from Rhagoletis pomonella (apple maggot), 474 nucleotides. RefSeq names its product protein kish-A (gene ksh). Bases 121 to 339 code for a protein of 72 amino acids. The record is from RefSeq and is a predicted model, not a curated record. Lineage: Eukaryota; Metazoa; Arthropoda; Insecta; Diptera; Tephritidae. Gene Ontology annotation, biological process: intracellular transport; protein secretion. The transcript has 3 exons.
GACGUUCGUAGCUAAACAAAAAAACAAAAUGUCAGAUGUAGGCACGUCAUUCUACAACGAAUAAUUGUUUUUAUUUGACUAUUAUUAAAUUAUUAAUUUAUGGAGGCAUAAAAAUUUAAAAUGAGUGCACUUUUCAAUUUUCAAAGUUUGUUAUCAGUGAUCCUGCUGCUCAUAUGCACUUGUGCAUAUUUGCGUUCCCUCUUCCCUAGUAUAAUGGACCGAAAUAAGACGGGGUUGCUAGGAGUGUUUUGGAAACUAGCGCGUAUAGGAGAACGAAAGUCGCCGUAUGUUGCUGUGGCGUGUGUGGGCAUGGCAAUAUCCAUUUUAUUCUGGACGUGAUAGAAAGUUUUUUAUUCUUAAAAUACGUUAAACGAUUUUCUGUUUAGAUAUAAAAUUGCAUUUUUAUAAUUAAAUGUUUUUAACGAUAAGCAAACGUUGUAUGGUCUAAUAAAUGUUAUAAAUAUGCUAAUGGUA